Desarmillaria tabescens is the source of this 972-nucleotide messenger RNA. Its product is annotated as Endonuclease/exonuclease/phosphatase. Lineage: Eukaryota; Fungi; Basidiomycota; Agaricomycetes; Agaricales; Physalacriaceae. The transcript is spliced from 6 exons. The coding region runs from base 1 to 972 and encodes 323 amino acids. The record is from RefSeq and is a predicted model, not a curated record. Gene Ontology annotation, molecular function: 3'-5'-RNA exonuclease activity.
AUGCAUAUCGACAGCCUUGAUCCAACCAACUUUCGAAUUUCUACGUACAACCUCAGAUAUGACUCGAUGCCCGACAAUAUCACUGUAUCGCAGUCAAUUUCUGCUUUGGGUAAUCCUCUUGUGCAAGAGACGUUUUUGGGGUUGUCUGGGGAACAGCCAUGGAGUACGAGGAGGCUACGCGUUUCAGAACAUUUGCUGAGUGAGGGAACUAUCAUCUCUGGAUUCCAGGAAGCACUAGUGAGGCAGGUAACCGAUCUGGCGGAGCUCUUUGGGGAUGACUGGGGUUGGAUUGGUGUUGGACGUGACGAUGGGGUAGAAGCAGGGGAAUUUAGUCCGUUGUUCUACAAGAAAUCUGCUGUCAAGCUGCUUUCGAAUGAUACCUUUUGGCUCUCACUCACUCCUUUCGAGCCGUCCAAAUACCCUGGAGCAGGCUCUUUCCGGCUGUGUACUGUGGCAAACUUUAGCUUGACAACGGGCGCCAAAACAAAGUUCACGGUAUUGAACACCCAUCUGGAUGAUCAGUCGGAUAUGCAGCGGCAAGUUGGGGCGUCAUUGAUUUUGACGAGAGCACGGUAUGAAGCUGUACGGUCGCGUGGCCCAGUAUUUGUAACAGGCGACUUCAACAGUCCCUCAACUGGUAAUAGUUCUGGCGCUUACAAUAUCAUCACUGGCGCAAUCCCACCAGUGGCCAUAAACGCGACAUUCGCGGCUAAGUACAAUGUCGGGAAUCAGCUUCCAGAUUUCAAGAUGCUUGACCUUCGAGGUCAGGCGCCGAGACAGAGCGUCUCUAACAAUUUUGCCACUUAUACUGGGUUUAAUGGACCAGCUGACACUUCAGUUUGGCAGAGAAUUGACUUCAUCUUUGGAGGAAGUAAUCUUGGGUGGUAUGCGUAUAAGGUUGGAAGUUCGCUAUCGGAUGAUGGAACUCUGGCGAGCGAUCAUCGCCCUGUGUUCGUAGACGUAGCCAUCUGA